Messenger RNA from Osmerus eperlanus (European smelt), 3594 nucleotides. RefSeq names its product serine/threonine-protein kinase pim-3-like. Gene Ontology annotation, cellular component: cytoplasm. The record is from RefSeq and is a predicted model, not a curated record. The coding region runs from base 554 to 1540 and encodes 328 amino acids. NCBI's taxonomy places the organism in Eukaryota, Metazoa, Chordata, Actinopteri, Osmeriformes, Osmeridae. Gene Ontology annotation, molecular function: ATP binding; protein serine/threonine kinase activity. Gene Ontology annotation, biological process: regulation of mitotic cell cycle; protein autophosphorylation; negative regulation of apoptotic process. The transcript is spliced from 7 exons.
AUGAUACAAUACAACAAUACCGUUAGUGUCAAAUUGAGAACAAUUUUUAAGUUUCCUACGAAAAUAUGUUGUGGAAGCAUCGAAAAUAGUCAGACGCGGAGGGAUACCAUCCCACCACGCGUCAAAAUAUUAGCAUUAUAAAGCCAGGCGGAGGACGCGGCAAAGCAUAGAGAGAAUCUCCUGGAGUCAGAACGGUGUCAUGUAGGGAUAAUCGCAAUAUCAGUUAUACUACUGUACGGUAGCUGCACACGGUGGUGUGUAGUUUGUCCGUGUAGUCUUCAACAGGACCGUACUUGUUCCAGUACAGGACUCUAAUAUAAAACAGGAAAUCGUUUUUAUCUCAAGCGUCGUUCUCCCAGCGGGAUAAGGGCAACAACUGGUGACAUUUUUAUUUGACAGCCCGGUGCAGCGGAGUUGGCGCACUGGAUAUAUAACUGAGUCAUUUACAAGAUCCGUCUUAAAUAUUUAUAGAAAUAUAUUUCGCGUUUAACUGGGUUGAAAUAACAUUUAAAGAAAACAAACGAGGAAUACAAUCGGUAUUUUCGAUGUGACUAUGUUGCUGUCAAAGUUUGGCUCAUUUUCACACAUUUGCAAUCCCUCAAGCAUGGAUCACUUGCCGGUGAAAAUACAGCUCCAAACAGUGAAACUGGAAAAGGAGCCUUUCGAGAAGGUUUACCAGGUCGGGACAGUGCUGGGGAGUGGGGGCUUUGGCACGGUGUACGCAGGGAACAGGAUUUCUGAUGGCGCACCGGUCGCUGUAAAACAUGUAGCAAAGGAAAGAGUGACCGAGUGGGGCACAAUUAACGGUGCCAUGGUGCCUUUGGAAAUCCUCCUACUGAAGAAAGUGAGUUCGUCGUUUCGGGGUGUUAUUAAACUGCUGGACUGGUACGAGCGACCGGACGGCUGGUUGAUCGUCAUGGAGAGACCGGAGCUCGUCAAGGAUUUAUUUGAUUUCAUCACGGAGAAGGGCUCGCUGGACGAGGACACGGCGAGGGUUUUUUUCCGGCAGGUUGUGGAUGCGGUGCGGCACUGUUACAGCUGCGGGGUGGUGCACAGAGACAUCAAAGACGAGAACUUGCUCGUGGAUCUCCGUACUGGGGAACUCACGCUUAUUGACUUUGGCUCCGGAGCCAUUCUCAAGGACACGGUCUACACCGAUUUUGACGGUACAAGAGUGUACAGCCCCCCUGAGUGGAUCCGCUUCCAUAGAUACCACGGUCGCUCGGCGACGGUGUGGUCGCUAGGCGUGCUUCUGUAUGACAUGGUGUGUGGGGACAUCCCCUUUGAGCAGGACGAGGAGAUCCUGAAAGGACAGCUGUACUACAGGAGAAGGGUGUCCAGCGAGUGCCAGCAGCUGAUCGACUGGUGCCUGUCUGUGCGUCCGUCGGACCGGCCCACCCUGGACCAGGUGCUGGAGCACGCCUGGAUGACCCUCCCGCUGGGGGCCCCGCCUGGCACCGGGGGGCAGGGCCACGUCACCCUCACCAGUCUGGACCCCCUGCAGCCAGGCCCAGACAGGCCCAGCCAGGACUCUCUCUGAGGGGGAGGGGGGCUUUGAUGGACAUGCUGGCUGGUUUGAUGGACAUGCUGGCAGGCUGGCUGGGUUGAUGGACAUGCUGGCUGGCUGGUUUGAUGGACAUGCUGGCUGGCUGGUUUGAUGGACAUGCUGGCUGGCUGGUUUGAUGGACAUGCUGGCUGGCUGGUUUGAUGGCUGGUCUCUUCCUGCCCUCAGCCGAUGAGUGAAAAGAAUUUAUAUUUUUCCUUUUGUGGGGAAUUUAAUAAUUUAUAACCAGUUUGUUCUUCCUUUUUUAUUUAAAAGUGGUCUCUUUUUCUCAGUAUGUCUCUUGACAGAAGUGUAGCUGUUUAGGUGGUCCUACCAGAACUAUUUAUUUGUAUUUACUUAAAAAUUGUUACCUGGCUGGUUAAUGCUGUUGGUGAGGCUCCUGUUCAGAGUUGGAUGUUUUUGUUGAUCCUUAAAGAGAGACCGCAGCCAUUCUGUCUCUCACACAGGGAGAGACAGACCGCAGCCAUCCUGUCUCUCUCCCAGGGAGAGAGUAUCUGGUCUCUCCUCUGGAAAAGAGACUCCUGUUGACAGUGUUGAAUCGUUGUGUCGCUACACGUUCAUCACCUGUUGUUCCAGAGGGGCUAGGCAUCAUGUCACUACCGCCUGGAACUGGACACCCACACACACACACACACACAGGUGUGUGUAGGUGGGAUGCUGAGGAAGGCCGAUUCCUCCAUCGCUUUCACAUGAAGGUCAAAGGUCACAAGAGUUCACCCAGGGAUAGAGGCGUUCAGAACGUAAACGUCUGAAGUAUUUUUUUCUUCUUAAUGACCUGACUGUUGAUGUUGGAGGAGGCGUGUUCUGGACGGGUCAAUGUUGAAUUUGACCCUGUAUGGCCUCUUCACUCCCUCUACCAGCCCCACAAAGAUCAAAUGUGCAUUUUUUGUCAGACUCAGAAAACGUCUGAUUUUCUUUUUUAUGUGGAAUAUUGGAGUGCCUUUCUCUGUUUUGUUUCUCUGGUUCAGUUUUUGGGGCCUUCGUGUAACGGGGCAUUAACACCAGCACGACAAGACAGCACCGUGUGAUGGUCGGAUUUGACCAUCACACACCAUGCGAGCAUGAUGUCAUGCUAGCAGAGCAAUGCAGAUCGUUGAAUAGUUGUGUCACUGUUGGUGUGAAUGCCCCAUUAUCGGUCAGUUUGGGGCGGGGCCAAUGCUGUUGUCGUUGGUGACGAUGUGAGAAUGGCCAAUCAGCCUUAAGCCCCCCCCCCUCCCCUCCCCUCCCCUGAUUGGGGGAGACAGUAGAUUACUUGAAACACUCGCCUGUCAUGGUGUCAACGCUGCUGUCUUCAACACCAGGUGUUGAAACAUCACAUCUCUAUGGAAACAGUCGCCACACACACACACUACCCCCUCCCCCCUCCUUAAACUGCCCCCCUCCUCGUCCCCUGGCACAAGUGCUCCCCCUACAGGUGUGGGAGGAGAAUGCACAAUCAAUGCAAUAGUCAAGAACUCAGUUAUGUAAUUUGAACUUUAUUUUUUACAUAUUUUACAUAUAUAUUUUUUCUCUCUACGUGCAUUUAAUUUAUUUUUAAACAUUGUAGACAUUCCACAAUGUGGCAUAUUUAUUUAUUUUAUUGUCUAUGCUUAAAGAACUUGCCCUCUGGUGUUUUCAUAUCUUAAAUGGCCUUUUAUUUGCAUUCCUGUCAUUUUAUUUUAUUUGAACAUUUAGUAUUUUUGAGUUGGUGGACAGGUGCACUGAAGCUGUUGAUGUAAAAGGAAUAAAACAAGGUUUACUUAAAUGAAAAUUGCAGAAAGAGCGUUGAAUGUUAUUUAAGUAGGAUUAGUGUUGGAAAACAUGUCUAUUUAAAUGUUUCAUAGAGAAACGUGAGGCUUAGGAAUCUGCUACCUGUCUCUUCUGCCCCCCCCCCCUCAUCUCUCUCCCCCCCCCCUCAUCUCUCUCCCCCCCAUCUCUCUCUUCCCCCCCAUCUCUCCCCCCCCCCUCCCCCGCUCUCUUCUCGUCCGUCUGUCUAGUUCGCAGUGACGGGUGACUGUACAUCUGUGGUGGGGAUAUUUUUUUUAUAAGCA